AUGAUCAUCUCCAGCCACGUGGAGAACCCCUGUGCGCUGGCUGACAGCCAGCUGUGCCCCCAGGGGCAGCCCGUACCUGCUGCCCACCCUGUGCAAACACCAGGCGAGUUCGGGAGAUGGGAAGUCUCCAGCCCUUGUGUGUUUGAAAAUCUCGCGGAGGACCCACGUAUACAGGCUCCCGGGCCAGAGAAGUUCAAUGUUAAAAAGUCCACGGAGCCUGUCCAGCCCCGAGCCCUCCUCAAGUUCCCAGACAUCUACGGACCCAGGCCGGUUGUGACAGCCCCAGAAGUCAUCAACUAUGCAGACUACACCCUGAGGACCACGGAGGAGCCUGCUGCACCUGCCAGCCCCCAGGCCCCGAAUGACAGCCGUCUCAAGAAGCAGGUCACAGAGGAGCUGUUCAUCCUUCCUCAGAACGGUGUGGUGGAGGAUGUGUGUGUCAUGGAGGCCUGGAACCCGGAGAAGGCCGCCAGUUGGAACCAAGCCCCCAAACUUCACUACCGCGUGGACUAUGACCAGCAGAAGGCAGAACUGUUUGUGACUCGUCUGGAAGCUGUGACCAGCGACCACGACGGAGGCUGUGACUGCUACGUCCAAGGCAGCGUGGCCAACAGGACCGGCACGGUGGAGGCCCAGACGGCCCUGAAGAAGCGGCGGCGGCACACCACCUGGGAGGAAGGCCUGGCGCUCCCCCUGGCGGAGGAGGAGCUCCCCACAGCCACGCUGCUGCUGACCCUGCGGACCUGCGACCGCUUCUCCCGCCACAGCGUGCUCGGGGAGCUCCGCCUGGGCCUGGACGGGGGGUCUGUGGCUCUGGGGGCCGCCCAGUGGGGUGAGCUGAAGACUUCCGUUAAGCCUCUGAAACUUGAUAAAAAUUGA
This is a messenger RNA of Leptonychotes weddellii (Weddell seal), 879 nucleotides long. The record is from RefSeq and is a predicted model, not a curated record. NCBI's taxonomy places the organism in Eukaryota, Metazoa, Chordata, Mammalia, Carnivora, Phocidae.